CAGGAUGCGAGGAUGUUGCGUACGCAUGUGCCCGGCCCUGGAAGCCCAGGAGCGGUCGGAGAAUCAUGAGCUUUCGAAGUACGAGCGACCACCGUAUGGAUGCCCGGUGAAGAGGUAUCGCCGCUCUGCUGCAGGAACCAUGAUCGACCCUGCCGAUGUCCGCCCUGUGCCAGUGCUGCUAGAAACGACGCACCAUUUGUUGUCGCUUUUGCCAUCGGAGCUAGAGCUACCUCUAGACUUGUACCACUUUUUAGACGAUCGCUUUCGCGCCAUUCGUACCGACUUGGUCCUGCAGGAAGACGCCCCGCCCGCCAUACUCCAACCAAUCGCCCGGUUCUACCUCCUCGCCCAAUGCAUAUUGCGACACAGUACUUCAAAAAACCUGGACGGGCGGUCUGUGUCAUUUGCAUCUCUGAAACACUUGCUAGAAGAGCAAAUGCACUCGAUCCUGGCCCAACUCAAAGUAUCGUCGCUCGAAUUCGAGCAAUACUAUCUCCUCGUCCUCAUGGAUAGCGCCUCGUUUUCCCUGACCCUUCGCGACGUGUACAUUCGCUCGGCCAACGCUCAAGCACUUUGGUCAUGGUUUCGCUCGAAUACUCGCCGUGGAAACUCGGAACAUAUCUUGCAUCGCGCUAUUCUCUUCGGUCGUCUCGCGGACCAAUACCAUCAACACCUCAUCGUCCUGUCGAAGGCAUUCACAAAGCAAGAUAAGUUCCCCCUCUCCGAUCUCGUGCGAAUCGUUGGUCUUACCUGUAUUGACGACGUGGCGCUUCUUUGUCAUGCCUUUCACAUCGACGUGCAUGAAAUCGAGUCCUCUGAGCCUUUCGUGCGCUUCAAUGAACGACCGCUUCAACACAACCCCGAUCCAGCAAUCCUCGCAGAGUUGAUGCAUCUCGAGUUCACUCGGAUCGAUGCACUCCGCCGUGGCGCUCCUUUCCGCGAGAUCCUAUUGCGGGGAAUGUGACGGUCGGGCAAAUAUCGUUUUGCAUUCGAUAAGUAUUCGAUUGUGCAAUUGGUGAAAUUCACAAAUUUUGCAGAGAAUGAACAAGUUUUCAUCAAAUGUA
Molecule: messenger RNA, 1064 nt
Organism: Aphanomyces invadans
Lineage: Eukaryota; Oomycota; Saprolegniomycetes; Saprolegniales; Verrucalvaceae
Exons: 2
Coding region: 5-964 (319 amino acids)
Biological process (GO): mRNA export from nucleus
Cellular component (GO): transcription export complex 2; cytoplasm; nucleus
Source: RefSeq, a predicted model, not a curated record